This is a messenger RNA of Puccinia graminis f. sp. tritici CRL 75-36-700-3, 2322 nucleotides long. RefSeq lists its product as uncharacterized. The transcript has 3 exons. Bases 1 to 2322 code for a protein of 773 amino acids. The record is from RefSeq and is a predicted model, not a curated record. NCBI's taxonomy places the organism in Eukaryota, Fungi, Basidiomycota, Pucciniomycetes, Pucciniales, Pucciniaceae.
AUGGACGCAAACAUUAUCAAGUUUUCUAAGUUGCUAGCGACUCACAAGAACAAUUGCGACGACAUAACUGAAGAAUUCGGAUUCAUGGUCGCGUUCCGCUAUGACAUGGAGGUUAGAAGCAACACUUUCUCUCACCGCAUAACGGAUGAAGAUGUCAAAAACGCAAUCCCAGACAUAUCUCAGCGGAAAGAAUCGGUCGUCGAGCAAUGUUACAACACUUGCAGAAAUUUCGGCGAGCUGGAAUGGGAGGAAAACCUCUAUGCUCCGGGGUUUUCCCACAGUAACCACGACCCUUUGACCGGGUAUCUCAGACCUUCUAGAAACGGCGCCGGCUUCCAAACAUCGCAACAUAGCAACGCCAUGAUUGCGAAUCCAAACUCUCAUGGUCAGAAUUGGAUGAAUCCUCCCGUCAACAGUUAUAUGAACGGGGUUAUGUACGGAAACCAGAACUAUGGUCAACCCCAGGGUAACAGAUUCAUUCAUGCACCUAACAACCAAAACCAAGGUUUCCAAAACGGCGCCAAAAGACCGAGAGGUGGUUACAAAGGAGGGAACUAUUCAGAUAACUUUGGGGGAAAGGUAGAGGGAAGCCAAGCAAACGGGAGAAAGAAUAAUAGCAAUAAGAACUCAGCAGAUGAAUACCCAAAGAAUUCAAAGCGCUCGUUCGCGCAAUUCUCCAAUGCUCAUGCAAGUCCUUACUGGCCAGGUGUGGUCAGAUGUGAAAUGAACCUAGACCUCUGGGAAAAAGCCCUAAAAGGAGCGGGCAUUCUGGCAAAUUAUCAGGAUGUCUUGGUCGGCUUUAAGCACGGUUUUCAUCAAGGGAUUCCAGUCCACAAGAUAAGGGGCUUAUCCUGGUUCACACCCGACAAUCAUUUAUCAGCAACUUUAGCAGAAGGGAAAAUCAAGGAGUCAAUGUCAAAGGAACUCGAGGCGGGCCGAAUGUUUGGACCCUUCACGAUGGACCAAGUAAAGUCAAAAUUCAAAUUUUUUAGAACGAGCCCUUUGGGAGCGGUCGUAAAUGGAGAUGGGUCGGUCAGGCCAAUAAACGACUUGUCUUUCCCCCACGGUAACGUAUCUAUACCGUCAGUGAAUUCCUUUGUGGACAAGAAAGAAUUUGAGACUACGUGGGAUGACUACAAUGUAGUAUCAUCCUUCUUCAGAGAAUCCGAAGGCCCGCUACUCUUAGCCUUAUUCGACUGGGAAAAGGCUUAUCGGCAGAUCCCAACUCACCCGUCGCAAUGGCCUUAUCUGAUGGUAAAAGGACUAGACGGACUCUUGUAUCUGGAUACCAGGAUCACGUUUGGAGGAGUGGCAGGUUGUGGGUCUUUCGGUAGACCAGCGGACGCGUGGAAGGAUAUCAUGUUUGCCGAAUUCGACUUAGUAAAGGUCUUUUGGUGGGUAGAUGACAAUCUUUUUGUCAAACGGCCAAACUCUAAGACGGAAAUGAAAGACAUCGUCAAAAGGUCCGUCAAACUCGGAGUUCUAACAAACUUGAACAAGUGCUCCGUGUUCUCUGAAGAGCAAAAAUUCAUAGGCUUUUUAUGGAAUGGAGUAGCAAAGACAGUCCGCUUGCCUGAAGAGAAAUUGGAACAACGGAAGAGGCAAAUCUUGGAAUUCCUGGACACAUCCAGAAAGUUUUCUUUUAACGAGGUGGAGGUAUUAACAGGACGCUUAAAUCAUGUGUUGUACAUGUUGCCACAACUCCGGUGUUACCUACGCAGCCUCUACAGAUGGAUGAGUGAUUGGUUCGACCUGAACGCGAAACGCUAUUCACCCAACGAUGUCUUGCUCGAUUUGGAUCGUUGGAUACAUACAUUAAAUGACUUCGUCCACAGCCGGCUCGUAUCCUCACCAGACCCUGUCGAUAUUGGUUGGGUAGGUGAUGCAUCAACAAGUUUUGGAGUAGGGGUUCUGAUCGGGAAGUAUUGGGCCCAACUCCGGAUCUUGAAAGACCGGGUCAAGGGGAUACAGAAGAGGAAUAUUGCUUGGCUUGAAACGGUUGCAGUCAGGGUCGGACUAAUUAUGCUAGAUACGUUGGGUCGAUUAAGAAGAGGGUCAAAUCUGCUGGUUUGGACCGACAAUACAACGACAGAAUCGGUUAUCCUGAGGAGGAAGUCUAGAGAUACUGAGGUGAAUGAAGAGUGGAAAGUAAUACAAGACUUCCUAAUCAAGCAAGAAGUCGACUUGACAGCGAGAAGGGUAAAAUCAAAAGAUAAUAUUGCUGAUGAACUGUCAAGAGGAUUGUCGGGAAACCUCAAAACAGAAAACAGGGUCUAUUUCGAGAUACCAAAAGAGUGGGAUUCAUACCUUUGCCAUGCAUAG